CCUCACAAUUUUUUUUCUCUCUUCUUCUCUUCUCUUGGGCAACUGGAGAGCGAAUCGUUAGCUACGAAAGCCUCGUUCCUUCUCGAAUUUCACCGGUUGCCCCCAAACCGAUCAACGUGAACGCAUUUUUUGCCGUAUCAUUCCUGUCGAAUCCCGCGGCGUCAAAAUCACAGCCCCCGCACUCGAUCUAAAACACUCCGUAGAGGAGCAACGAGGGGAAAAGAAAAGAAAAAUGGUCGAAAAGAUCUACGUGACGUACAAUCAGGUGCACAAGCUGUGCCAGGAGGCCGCCGAUAAGAUCCUCAAUGAAUUCAAGCCGCACCUUAUGGUCGCCAUCGGUGGCGGCGGAUACGUGCCGGCGCGUAUCUUGAGGUCGUUUCUCAAGAAGCCCGGGUCGCCCAACAUUUCGAUCCAAGCCAUCGGUCUCUCCCUGUACGAGUCUCUCGGCACCGACCCCGUCGAGGUGCCGGGCACCAAGGUCACCCGCACUCAGUGGCUCGAUCUGACGAGCCUGCACAUGGGCAACCUGAUCGGCAAGAACAUCCUGAUCGUGGACGAGGUCGACGACACGAGGACGACGUUGGAAUACGCCGUCCGCGAGCUGGAAAAGGACGUCAAGGAGCAGGCCGCGCGCGAGGGCCGCGAGGGCGAAAAGACGACCUUCAGCAUCUUCGUCCUGCACAACAAGGACAAGGUCAAGAAGGGAAAGCUGCCGGACGAGAUGAUGAGCAGCGGGCGAUACCUGGCCGCGCAGACGGUCGGCGACGUCUGGAUCAACUAUCCGUGGGAAGCUACGGAUAUUGACGAGCACGACAAGAACGCGGCUCUCCAGGAGCAGCAGAAGAAGCAGCAGCAGCAACAGUCGUAAUACUAGUAUUGGUGAUAGCAGCCGGCGUGAUGGGCGAACGAGGUCACGACGAGGUACGAUUUAGAACCGAUAGACGGCCGAAUGAAACGGGCGCAUGCAAAAGGACAAAAAUAUGAGCCAAGAUACUAACUAUGUACUCACUUUUUUUUUCCAAAGAAAAAAAAGUUGAACAAGAAAAGAAGAAGAGAAAAAUUAAAAGCAGCUUACACCCGACGAAGACAGUUGUGCCGAUUCUCAAUUGUCGAUCUACCUUUUACCCGUUUUUUCCUUUUCUUUUUCUUUCUGCCCCAUCACAGCGACGCCUUCCCCUUCACCUUCAGAUGCUCGAUGCAGAACUCAAUCGC
This is a messenger RNA of Verruconis gallopava, 1212 nucleotides long. RefSeq lists its product as uncharacterized. Gene Ontology annotation, cellular component: cytoplasm. Gene Ontology annotation, biological process: hypoxanthine metabolic process; IMP salvage; XMP salvage. Gene Ontology annotation, molecular function: hypoxanthine phosphoribosyltransferase activity. NCBI's taxonomy places the organism in Eukaryota, Fungi, Ascomycota, Dothideomycetes, Venturiales, Sympoventuriaceae. The record is from RefSeq and is a predicted model, not a curated record. The coding region runs from base 233 to 868 and encodes 211 amino acids. The transcript has 4 exons.